Molecule: messenger RNA, 1074 nt
Organism: Puccinia triticina
Lineage: Eukaryota; Fungi; Basidiomycota; Pucciniomycetes; Pucciniales; Pucciniaceae
Exons: 3
Coding region: 1-1074 (357 amino acids)
Source: RefSeq, a predicted model, not a curated record
AUGCGUCACUCCUCAACAAAUCCGGACAGCUUCGACCCACUCAACUGCGACCCUGAUCCCUGGAAAAACCAUAAAAGAUGGCCACCGACCCCUCGCUGUGUUCCCUUCCUCGUCAAACCCAACCACUCGUCCUCACCUCCCCGUUUGCUCUUCUCUUCUUGGAUUUCUUGUACGCUCUUCCCUUUCAACAUGCCCCCUCAAGAACCUAACUCAGCCCCUUCAAAGACCAAGAAGAAACCAAUACCUUGGGACCGCGAUGGUGUCGAUGGCGGCAAAUCAAGCAUUGAGAUCGUCUUUGAAUGGCUGUCGACGGGAAAUAACUACGAGCGAUGGCGAGGUGACAAAGAGAAAGGAGUCUGCCAAAAAAUUGCAGACCUACAAACUUCAUAUAACACGGCUAAGGAUUUUUUGAAGAACACCGGCAAGGGGAUUAUGGAGAACGACACGAUCAAUGGUGUUCGCACAGUUCAAGAUCGGAUCCAUGAGCUGUGCCGCUAUUGGGACAUUCUUGAUCCCAUCAUGGGAGCAAGAUCAGUCACGGAACCUUUGCAUAUUCGGUUGUCAGUUGGUGGAGACCAACCAGGUCAUCGGGACUCUCCAGAGCCCAACAACAAGCCUACUCCUGCGGAACCCAUCACACCUUUGAUUCAAGGCACCAACGGCUCUAAAUCUACAUCCAGCGAUGGCUCCGAUCUUCCCGAAGUAUCGGCUUUGAUGCCCCAACGUCAACCCUUGCCAUCAGCUGCUGCUCCCGUGGCUCAGAAGACAAAGCAGGUCAAACGGAAAACAGUUGCAAAACAACCUACGACCCGAUCCUCCACCCAGGCCUCGAGAAACAGACAAAAUAACACUGAAGAGCUGUACAUGCGGUCGAUUUUCUCCAAGCGACAGGCGGAGAUUACAAGGGCCCGUGCCAAGGCUAGCAAGGUCAAAGUGGCCUACAUGAAGGAAUUAAGGGAGCAAGGCUUGGGCUUUGACAAGAUUGAGGCCAGGACAAUUAUUGAGUUCCCACAUGUGGCUGACAUGAAAGACGGAGAUGACAAUUUCGCUGAUGAUUCCGACGAGUCUUUGUAG